This is a messenger RNA of Protomyces lactucae-debilis, 2983 nucleotides long. RefSeq names its product exocyst complex component Sec5-domain-containing protein. Gene Ontology annotation, cellular component: exocyst. The record is from RefSeq and is a predicted model, not a curated record. Gene Ontology annotation, biological process: Golgi to plasma membrane transport; exocytosis. Lineage: Eukaryota; Fungi; Ascomycota; Taphrinomycetes; Taphrinales; Protomycetaceae. The coding region runs from base 72 to 2969 and encodes 965 amino acids. The transcript has a single exon.
GUCGUGCAACUGCAACCAACGCCCACAACAAGCAACACCCAACUGGCGCGUCACGGAGCACAGGCCAGGCCAUGGCAGACCCGAUUCUUGCCUUCUACGGGAUCACGUCGCAUGCGCCAGACGUCUGGCAAGAUGUAGACCAAUCCACAGUGCGCAACAGUGUGUCGUCCACAACAAAAGAAGUUCUUGGAUUGGACACCAAUAUACCAGCAUCACUCAGCGCUGCAGGUAUUCUUCGCGGCGGAGAUGUCCCUACAGAGUAUCAAGUCUCGAGCAAGCACUUCAACGCGCGCAGCUAUAUUCGCGAUGUUCAUCGUAAAGCAACGCCGAAUGACCUGAAGCGUGGUCAAGCCAACUUGCUUCGCGAAAUCGAAGACAAGUCUGGUAGUCUGCGGUCACUCGUUGAAGACAACUUUGAUCGCUUUGUUGGCAGUAAAGGGACGAUUGAUGAUGUGUAUGCACAAAUCUCGAGUGAGUUCUUGAAGCGAACGCCGGCAACCAACAAGAGUCCCGUUAAGGAGAUGCCGACAUAUAUGCGUCGACCAUCUGCUUUUCAGAAGGACAAGAAGGAAGAGCCUGAAGGUGGCAUCACCGAUCAAGUCAAGGAUAAGCUGUAUGAUUGCUCAGCUCGUGCAGCUCAAAUCUUUGAGCCCAUGGUUGAGAGCAAGCGGAAGGCAGACAAGCUCAAAAUGUCGCUCGGUAUUUUGGACCGCUACAGCGAGCAUUUUGCACUGCCAUCUGUCUUGAUGAAUCGUAUUGAACGCGGCGAUACGGACGGUUUGCUCAAAGCUUUCAAGCAGGGCAGCACUCUAUAUGAUGAAACGCACAAGAGCUUAUCAUCCGCAAAUCCAAGUUCAGCAGCUGCCUCCAAACGCGAUAUACGUGCGCUUGCUCGUGUAUGGGCAGAAGUAGAACGCGUGAUGAAGGCCUAUGAACAAACUCUUCUACGCUCACUCGAUACGCUUGAAAAGCCAGACCGAAUUGUCAAGACGUGCAAUACUCUGUUGGAAUUGGGCGUUGCAGAGAAUCCAUAUUUGCGUGCUUAUACGCAAAGUGUUGCCCGUGUCAAGGAAGAGAGUAGUGUUGCCUUGCAGCGGACGCGCACGCAUGUCGAGAUUCUUCGGCGCAAUGUUGAAAUCCCGAGAUUGAAAGGGUCUGCUGUGGAGCAGAAAAAGACACGCAUCACAGCUUUACACAAUUUCAUCUCGGCUGAGCUUUCGCCUGCCAGUGCAACGAAACUUCCAAUGACGGAGAGUGCGUUGACGCUGGAUAUGGGCGAAGUGGCAAAUUUCUGGAAAGCCUUGGAUGCAUUGGUGGAUAGUCUUUGGACAACACAAGUACAGCGAAUCGCAGAGUCAUGGUCUGUCGUACAAGAGUUCUGUGGAACUGGCUCAGGAUUGUCUGGUGGCACGCGUCCAUUGAACCUGCUUCCAUCUGGUCCACAAGGAUCUUCAAAACGUCAUCACAUCUUUUCGGCGACAGAGAGACAAGCAGUCAGCACGCAAGCUGAAGAAUGCGUCGCCGCGCUCUGUACCCAUUUUGCAGAGUUCUGGCUGUCAAAGCCCAUCAAGGAUCUUCCGUCAAUUUAUUCCCCUGCGUCUGUGUCAGAGUCGCCCGUCACACCACAAACUUCAACCGAAGGCCCCACCUUGCCAACGUUGCCGCCCGAUGCUGCAGAUGCAGAAUUUUCCUUCUUGACAGGUUACGCCACAUCUGUUUCUACAGUCGUUCGGCUCACUCACAUCAUGACGCUCAUUAUGGAUGGCGCACAUACCCUCAAAUCUCUACGCAUCAGCAGCAAAAUUGACGAUGCAUGUCGCUCUCUCGUCACAAGUAUUCGUGAGCGCUUCAUUCGCGCCGUAUGUGAAGCGUGGCAGGCGGAUUGUGAGCACCUUCCACAUCUGGAAACUUGGCACAAACUUGCCCAUCAGAAUGUUCUGCCAGGCGCGACUCCACCUCCACAAGCUCGACCUACAACGCAAGUGGAUGGUACUGCCUUUCCCCAAGUCUUCUUUGCGCUUCAGAAAGCCUUGGUGGAUGGUAUUCGCGCGUUGGCCUAUGCAAAUGGUGCAGGUAGUCAAACGGGAUCACCGGAUAUGGUGCUUGGUCUCAGUCAACGGCUCGUUGGCAACAUUCGACAACAAUUCUUCAAGAAUGUGUAUACCGUCACGAAUGGUCUUAUGACAUUGACGUAUCAGCAGCCACCUCUUGUUAUGUAUCUGGAAGCGGACGUGGUGCUUGCUGAUUUGGAUGUCGAUGCAAAGAAGCUCCUGACGCUUGCGAAUCUGGGUGUCAUGCGGCAUAGCACCGUUGAGCGUAUGGUAAACAGCUUUGAGAGCGCCUUUCAAGUGGGCAUUACAGAAGAUGUCGGCAAGAUUGCAUCCAUGCUGAAACAGUAUGACGACAAGAUUUUCAGCAACUUUGGCAAGCAAAAAGCAUUGGAGCUGGAAGGGAUUGUGCUUGGCCACUUUAACGACAUUUCAACAUCACAACAAACGCGGCCGGCGGACAGCAGUGCCGAGACGACCACCAAAUUCGAUGUGCUCCGGUUGCCCCUACCAACGGAUGUGUCAAGUUAUGCGUACAAUUUGGUUCUGUUACUGGUCAAAGUCCAUGCGCAAGUGAGCAAUGCCACGCCGCUCUUGCUACAACGUCUCUUGACGUACCUGGUCGACUAUGUCUAUGAGACUUUUGCCUCAGGUCUUAGAUCGCUCUGCAAGAAGUGUACGUUGGGUGCAUACAUGACUUUCUCCAUCGACCUCGAAUUUCUCAACCUCGUCCUCAGCAGUUAUGUGAGUACACGAGCCAUGCAAACGGCAGAACGGCUCUUUCAGGAAUUCGGUGGGCGCUUGGUGGAGGAAGCAGAAAGUGGGCGACAAAAGGAAGAACCGGACGUCAAGCGCAUCUUGAGCAGAGCGAGGCGUGCAGUCAUGACACAAACGAGGGUAUUCAGACUUGAAGAAAAAUAGAGGUUUCUAGAUAC